This is a messenger RNA of Paramecium octaurelia, 497 nucleotides long. The record is from the annotation of a GenBank genome assembly. NCBI's taxonomy places the organism in Eukaryota, Ciliophora, Oligohymenophorea, Peniculida, Parameciidae.
AUGAGUUAAGAAUCUUGGCAUUAUGACUUGAGUGCCUCUUGUUUUGAUGUUCUUCAUAAAUAAGGAUUUAAUAUUGAGACUAAUAUUACUUACGGUGAGGGAAUGGACGAUGGAGAGGCUAAAGUUUAAAACGAAACAAAAAACAUUCCCAAAAAUAUAGGGGUGUUGUUAAAGAAUUAUUUAAGUAGACAAUAGGAUUUAUAUUUUUAGAAAAAAAUCAUCAAAAAGAAUUGUAGUAUAAUUUGGCCCUAAAAAAGUUCAUUCAAAAAGGGAAUUCGAGGAAAAACUAUACACGUAAGGAUUUCAAGACUUUAUUGCAAAAUUCUGAAGCCAAGAAGAUCUGCUAGGAAUAUUUUUGCAAUUUCCAAAUAAUUGAUGAUUUGCUAAAGUCGAAAAAGAUUGGGAAUAUGGAGAUUGUGUUGAAAUAUAUAAAGAGGUUAUUUUUGGCCACGCAUGAUCCAGAAAUAUUGUCUUCACUUAAGUAUCCAAAACAUUGA